CAGAAAACUAGCUGAACCGGCAGAGGGCCAGAAUGCAGCCGAUCACUAAGAACCAGCCACCAGUGUUUGACAAGCCUAAAGUAGAACUUCAUGUCCAUUUGGAUGGAGCCAUCAAGCCUGAAACCAUCUUGUUCUAUGCUGAGAGGAGAGGAAUCCCACUUCCUGCCAACACAGUGGAUAAACUCCAGGAUAUCAUUGGCAUGGACAAGCCCCUGAGCCUCCCAGAGUUCUUGGCUAGAUUUGACUACUACAUGCCAGCUAUUGCGGGUGACCGGGAGGCCAUAAAACGAGUGGCCUACGAGUUUGUGGAGAUGAAAGCAAAGGAAGGUGUGGUGUAUGUGGAGGUUCGGUAUAGCCCUCACCUGCUGGCAAACUCCAAAGUGGAGCCCAUCCCCUGGAAUCAGGCUGAGGGCGACCUCACUCCUGAUGAAGUUGUGUAUCACGUCAGCCAGGGCCUGCAGGAGGGCGAGCGAGACUUUAACGUCAAAGUCAGGUCUAUUCUAUGCUGCAUGCGCCACAAGCCAAGCUGGUCCCCUGAGGUGGUAGAACUCUGUAAGAAAUAUCGCCACCGGACCGUGGUGGCCAUCGACCUGGCUGGAGAUGAGACCAUCGAGGAUAGCAGCCUACUAUCUGGGCAUGUACAGGCCUAUGAGGAAGCUGUGAGAAGUGGCAUUCAUCGGACAGUUCAUGCCGGAGAAGUGGGGCCAUCAAAGGUUGUCCAGCAGGCAGUGGAUGUUCUCCAUGCUGAGAGGAUAGGCCAUGGCUACCACACUCUGGAAGACCCUACCCUGUACAACAAGUUGCUGAAGGAGAACAUGCAUUUUGAGGUCUGUCCCUGGUCGAGCUAUCUCACAGGAGCCUGGAAACCAGACACCCAGCAUGCGGUCAUACGAUUUAAAGACGAUAAGGCUAACUAUUCACUCAACACCGAUGACCCCCUCAUCUUCAAGUCUACCAUUGAUACAGAUUACGGCAUGGUGAAAACAGAAAUGGGCUUCACUGAGGAAGAGUUUAUAAGACUGAAUAUCAAUGCAGCCAAGUCCAGCUUCCUUCCAGACGAUGAGAAAAAGGAGCUCCUGGACCAACUGUACAAGGCCUAUCAGAUUCCACAGCCAACCUCCAAAGCGUCAGAGUGAUGAUGCCUCUGCAGGACAGAGCAGGAGAAAAACUACUGAUCUCCAGAAUGCCUCCGUAACUACCAUGCACUCAGGAACCAGAUUCAAGCUUCCCUCCCAGUCGGGCGGGGGCACUCUUCUCUUACCCAUUUUCUUUCAUGGGGCAAUGUCAAUGAGCAAAUCAACUCUUUUCCUGCCAUACAAGUAGCCAGCUGUGCUUUCAUUAAUAUACCUCGAUGCAGAAACAUUUAUUUUGUACAGAACUGCUCACCAUCCAUAGGACUAGGGCUAUGGCUUAUACAAUCCCAAGAGUCUGCUGGGUGGUGACGGGGGUGGUGGUGGUGCUCGAAUCAAUAAAAGUAAUCAAUCUAGUUUUUGUGUUGCUGAGUUUGCCCCAGGGUUGUUAUGGGGAGGGAAGGAUAUGGCUGUGCAGACAUGACUUGGACUGGCCCUUUCUCAGAGUGCCAAGUGGGCCUCAGCUUUGCUGGGCUGACCCUGGACUCAGUUUUCAGCCUGGGGAGCUCUCUUUGAGGAUCAUGAUCUGGUAGCACUGAGAUUUCUCGGUGACCACCAUGGGGCAUCAGAGUAGUUUGGGGAAUAGGGAGUAAAGAUAAAGGUUUGGGUUCCCCACUAUUGGAAGUAGGCAGGGAAGGAGUGGGAAGGAAAUCCACUAUUGGGGAAACAUCCUGGCUGUUUUCAUAAUGUUUUACAGCUACCAAGUACUUUUCCCAUCUGCUAUCUUUUUUUUUUUUUUUUAAACCCUCACCUUCU
Molecule: messenger RNA, 1886 nt
Organism: Gracilinanus agilis (Agile Gracile Mouse Opossum)
Lineage: Eukaryota; Metazoa; Chordata; Mammalia; Didelphimorphia; Didelphidae
Gene: ADA
Product: adenosine deaminase
Exons: 12
Coding region: 33-1136 (367 amino acids)
Biological process (GO): adenosine catabolic process; purine ribonucleoside monophosphate biosynthetic process; inosine biosynthetic process
Cellular component (GO): cytosol; external side of plasma membrane
Molecular function (GO): adenosine deaminase activity
Source: RefSeq, a predicted model, not a curated record